AUGUUAUCAAGGGUACAAUUAAAGCGCAUACCAAAUUGCAGACAGUUUUCUGUGAUGAACAGGGCUUGCAAAUGGAACGAUAUUCCAUUAGCACCACCGGAUAAAAUCUUGGGUAUCAGCGAAGCAUUUGUUAAGGAUUCCAACACCAAGAAAAUCAAUUUGGGAGUUGGUGCAUACAGAAACAACUCUGGUAAGCCAAUUGUGUUCGAAUCGGUCAAAAAUGCUGAGGCCAAGUUAUUAGAAACAGAAACCGAAAAGGAAUACACUGGUAUUAUCGGUAACAAGAACUUCCAAAAAGUGGUCAGAAACUUUAUUUUCAACAACAGCGGUAAGGACGCCAAUGGGGCCAGAUUGAUUGACGAAAACAGAAUCGUCACCAGUCAAACCAUUUCUGGUACCGGUUCUUUGAGGGUUAUUGCUGAUUUCUUACACAGAUUCAACACGGCCAAGAAAAUAUACGUGCCAAAGCCAACCUGGGCCAACCACAUUGCUGUUUUCACUGAUGCUGGUAUGAGUACCGAAUACUACGAUUACUACAAUAAGGAAAUCAACAACUUGGACUACGAUAAGUUGAAGCAAUCGUUGUCUAACGCCGAAGAAGGUUCUGUGGUCUUGUUGCACGCUUGUUGCCACAACCCUACUGGUAUGGACUUGUCAUCCGAACAAUGGGACGAAGUCUUAGCCAUCGUCCAACAAAAGCAAUUGUUCCCAUUAGUUGAUAUGGCCUACCAGGGUUUCGCGUCCGGUAACCCAUACAAGGACAUUGGAUUGAUUCGUAGAUUGAACGAGUUAGUCGUCAACGGUGACAUUUCCACCUACGCUUUAUGUCAAUCUUUCGCUAAGAACAUGGGUUUGUACGGUGAAAGAACUGGUUCUAUCUCCAUUGUCACCGAAUCUGCUGAACAUUCCACUGCGAUUGAGUCCCAAUUGAAGAAGUUAAUCAGACCAAUCUACUCGUCGCCUCCAAUCCACGGUUCCAAGAUUGUGGAAACCAUCUUCGCCGACGAAUCCUUGUACAACUCUUGGUUAAGUGACUUGGACCAAGUUGUUUCCAGAUUAAACACCGUCAGAACCAAGUUAUACGAGAAAUUGGACAAGUCCAACUACAACUGGGACCACUUAUUAAAACAAAGAGGUAUGUUCGUUUACACUGGUUUAUCAGCUGAACAAGUUAUUGAAUUGAGAGAAAAGUACUCUGUUUACGCUACUGAAGACGGUAGAUUCUCCAUUUCUGGUAUCAACGACAACAACGUUGAUUACUUGGCCGAUGCCAUGAACCAAGUUGUUAACAAAUAA
This is a messenger RNA of Debaryomyces hansenii CBS767, 1296 nucleotides long. RefSeq names its product aspartate transaminase (gene AAT1). The transcript has a single exon. Gene Ontology annotation, molecular function: L-aspartate:2-oxoglutarate transaminase activity; pyridoxal phosphate binding. Lineage: Eukaryota; Fungi; Ascomycota; Pichiomycetes; Serinales; Debaryomycetaceae. Gene Ontology annotation, cellular component: mitochondrion. Gene Ontology annotation, biological process: L-aspartate catabolic process; biosynthetic process. The record is from RefSeq and is a predicted model, not a curated record. Bases 1 to 1296 code for a protein of 431 amino acids.